UUUGGUAUUGGUGUGAGAGAAGUAGCCUGGUUGUAGUUGAAUUGAUUAACGUUAUUACGUAGUUGACUACGCACGCAACGUGUCCCUGUUCAGUUGACUGGGAAGCCCCUAGCGCGGAGCUGCCAACGCCCGGCGUUAAGACACAAACGGAGGAUACGAUCUUGAAUGAGUAGCGAAGACUGUAAAACACAGCUAUGCAGACCAUCAAGUGUGUUGUAGUCGGGGACGGUGCUGUGGGUAAAACCUGCCUGCUCAUCUCGUACACCACAAACAAGUUUCCCUCUGAAUAUGUACCUACGGUGUUCGAUAACUAUGCUGUUACUGUAAUGAUUGGAGGAGAGCCCUACACUCUGGGUUUGUUUGAUACAGCAGGUCAGGAAGAUUACGACAGGUUACGACCUCUGAGUUAUCCUCAGACAGAUGUCUUCCUCGUCUGUUUCUCUGUCGUGUCCCCCUCCUCCUUUGAAAAUGUCAAAGAAAAGUGGGUUCCAGAGAUCACCCACCACUGUCCAAAGACCCCCUUCCUGCUAGUUGGGACUCAGAUUGACUUGCGGGAUGACCCAUCUACUAUAGAGAAGCUGGCCAAGAACAAGCAAAAGCCCAUCACUCCGGAGACAGCUGAGAAGCUGGCGAGAGACCUCAAGGCGGUGAAAUAUGUUGAGUGCUCAGCCCUCACGCAGAAAGGCCUAAAGAAUGUGUUUGAUGAGGCGAUAUUGGCUGCAUUGGAGCCCCCAGAGCCCAAGAAGAAACGCAAAUGUGUGCUGCUAUGAGAGGCUCCUACCUUUACAAAGCACACACACACAGAACACACACAUACAUGCAACCAUCUUAAAUACAUACACAAACACUUGCAUUCUCACACACACAGACACAUACCCCUUUCCCUUGCUCUGCUAAGGCUGGUUGACAGCAUUGUCCUCCACAGGGAAGACUAGAGAGAAAACAGCCGACCAAGUUUCAGAUAAUUGUCUGCAAUAAUAUGAAGCUUCACCCCUAAAUCUGAGUUUGGGACGAAGAUCAACCUAACCUGGCCAACAGGCCGCUGAGGGAUCCGGGCAGGGUGGCACGACCUCGGAUGGGAAUCCAGACACCAAGCUUAGAACUCAUUCUGUCGAGCUUUUGAUAGAUUGAUUUUGAUUCAGUGUUGUGGCCUAAUCAACUUUUAGAUGCCCAGCCAUUUAGUCGCCCUCAGCCAAUGUAUGGAUAUGUCAUGGAUAUAAGCCCCGCCCUGCCCCAGCCCCGCCCAGCCUCUCCCAGCUGCCCGAUUGGUGGCUGCUCAUGCUGCUGGUCCUGUCCCCUCUGUUGACGAGCACACUCAUCACCUGAUCCCUACCUUCUUUCACAGCACUACCAGAAGAGAUUCUAACAGUGUUGUUUUGUUUUUGUUUGCCAACACCCCUUUUCUCCUCAAACACACAACAAGUCUGAGAUAUUUAUUCCAUGUUCCAGGUAGACGUGCUCUUAACCACUAAGGAGACUGUGUAGGUCUGACAGAACUCUGUAAUUCGGGCAGUGCAGGUGAAACUACACGCAGCUCUCUCAUUGAGGAAAUUGAAUUGGUAAAUAUUGCCGUCUAGUAUCCCCUCCUCUUAGAGUGGACUUCCACAGUGCAGAGUCACAAUCCAUUUGGACUGUGGUAAUCACUUGAAGAGCGAAAGGCAUCCAGUAGUAAUGGGUCUGCUAGUCGACCGCAGGAAUUGGCCUUUUAGAUGCAGGGAACUUAAACAGUGUUAGCAGAACAAGAGGUGUGUUCUUUAUGCGUUGCCAGGGACCAAGGGAGGGUAAAGCAGGACAGUGUUUUAACAUUGUCGUCACCUCACACUUCGAAUGGGUACAGCAGAGACAUCUGUGUCAAACUAAUGAUCAGUGGCUGGCACCAGCAGCCAAAUCUGGACAUCUAUAUUUAAACAGCUGAUCAGUGAACUUCCACCAGAAUUCUGUGCCAGGUCAGAAUUUGGUGCCUUCCUGUAGCGUGUUUUAUUCAGGCUGUGUGUCUGAGGUGUGAAGGGCUGUCCACUCUGUUGUACCCAUUCAAACUGUACGGUGCUGCAUGUAGCUGAGCCUUGGUCUCUGUUCUAAAUGAUAGGUUUAACAGAUGUAAUUAUAAUGUAAGCUGGCACACAAUGUUGAUGUAGGCUCCAGGUGUUUUUACCAAAACUUUUUUUUUUCUUCAUUAUUUCUGUUUGUGUUUUUUUUUUAUUUUAUAUAUAUAAAUAUAUGAAAAAAAAGGUUACUUUCACUCCUUUUACAUUUAGGGGUCGGAACUCAUCUGAACUCUUACCUGCCAGUUUAUAGCAAGAAAACCUCUGAUUGGUUUAGUUGAUUAAAAACCUCCAAUGGCAGAGAGACUGUUUGGUUAAAAUUAUUUGUGAUUGGUUGGUUCUUGUUUUUCCUAACUGGUGGCUUAGAGUUGGGUUGAUAUCCAGUCCAAGUCAGUAUAAUUAUUAUAACCUGUUGUUGUUUUGGUGCAAAACCAAAUGCUUUGUCUAAAGUCUUUGUUCUUUGUAUAUGCAUUCUUUUCAAAAAUAUUAAACUUAUACCUUAAUUGCCUUUA
Messenger RNA from Acanthopagrus latus (yellowfin seabream), 2554 nucleotides. RefSeq names its product cell division cycle 42 (gene cdc42). NCBI's taxonomy places the organism in Eukaryota, Metazoa, Chordata, Actinopteri, Spariformes, Sparidae. The transcript has 6 exons. The record is from RefSeq and is a predicted model, not a curated record. The coding region runs from base 195 to 770 and encodes 191 amino acids. Gene Ontology annotation, cellular component: dendritic spine. Gene Ontology annotation, molecular function: GTPase activity; GTP binding. Gene Ontology annotation, biological process: modification of synaptic structure; small GTPase-mediated signal transduction.